AUGCAAGAUAUCACUUUCAAAGGCUGGGUCAGCACUUCGGCAACCUCACCUUUGACAUUCACCACCUACGAACCCAAGAAUUUCUCUGGGAGUGAUGUUGAUAUUGCCAUCUCUCACUGUGGUAUCUGUGGCUCCGACAUUCAUACCCUCCGCUCUGGAUGGGGACCGACGAAUUAUCCUUGUGUGGUUGGACACGAGAUUAUAGGGCAUAUUAUCCGAGUUGGCUCCGACGUGGCUAAGCUUGAUUCCCCUUCUCGAGAGCUAAAGGUCGGAGACCGGGUUGGUGUUGGUGCGCAGUCAGGUUCGUGUCUUCGUGUAGAUUGCGAAGAAUGCUCGUCUGGCCUGGAUAAUUACUGCCAGCGUAUGACCGGAACGUAUAACGGGAAAUAUCCUGAUGGAAGCAAAUCAUACGGUGGCUAUGCUAACUACUGGAGAGGCCCCGCGUGGUUUGUGUUCAAAAUCCCAGACGGAUUUCCUAGCGCGAUUGCCGCCCCUUUGCUGUGUGGUGGUGCAACAGUUUUCUCCCCCUUACUUCGAGGUGGUGCCGGCCCGGGGAAAUCUGUUGGCAUCAUUGGAAUUGGUGGCCUAGGACAUAUGGGGCUUCUUUUCGCCAAAGCUAUGAAAUGCGACAAGGUAGUUGCUAUCUCACGAACGAGCUCCAAGAAAUCAGAUGCAUUAAGCGGGUUGGGAGCUGACGCUUUCAUUGCCACUGAUGAAGAAAAGAACUGGGUUAAGGCACGCUCACGAACUCUUGACUUGAUUAUUUGCACCGUUUCGUCGGGCAAUAUGCCUAUUGAAAAGUAUCUUCGCUUGCUUAAGCGUGGUGGUGAAUUCAUCCAGGUUGGCGCGCCUGAAGAUCCUUUACCGGCAUUUAGAGUUGGAGUAAUGAUGGGGAAAGGGUUGAAGAUUGGUGCAUCCGCUAUCGGCUCUACGGGUGAAAUCAGAGCUAUGCUUAAGUUUGCGAAUGAACAAGGGAUCCAUCCAUGGGUACAGGAGCGGCCAAUGGGAGAUGUAAAGCAAGCGUUAACGGAUAUGCACGAGGGCAAGGCAAGGUAUAGAUAUGUGUUGGUUAAUAAGACUGAAGGGAAUACGAAGCUGUAG
Molecule: messenger RNA, 1101 nt
Organism: Microsporum canis CBS 113480
Lineage: Eukaryota; Fungi; Ascomycota; Eurotiomycetes; Onygenales; Arthrodermataceae
Product: NADP-dependent alcohol dehydrogenase 6
Exons: 1
Coding region: 1-1101 (366 amino acids)
Biological process (GO): alcohol metabolic process
Molecular function (GO): alcohol dehydrogenase (NADP+) activity; zinc ion binding
Source: RefSeq, a predicted model, not a curated record